UUCCUCCUUCCCCCUUCAAACUUCUUUCCUUGCAAGUAACAAACUUUCCCCAAAACCUCUCUCUUUCUCUUUCUCUCUCUAGAUUCAUUGUUUCUUUUUUUUCUUUUUUGCCCAUUUGAAUCUCUGGACUUUUUUUUUUUUUCUGAUCAAGAAAAAUGGAAUUUGAGGACCGCUACCUUCAGGUUCAGAGGCCAAAAUAUGACUGCCUUCUCUUUGAUUUAGAUGAUACUCUUUACCCCCUUUGCUCUGGCCUUGCCACAUCAUGCCGCAAUAAUAUAGAAGAUUAUAUGGUUGAGAAGCUUGGGCUAGAGAAGAGUAAGAUUGCCCAAUUGGGUAACUUGCUUUACAAAAAUUACGGCACCACAAUGGCUGGUCUAAGGGCAAUUGGGUAUGACUUUGACUAUGAUGAAUAUCACAGUUUUGUUCAUGGGAGAUUACCUUAUGACAACCUCAAACCCGAUCCUGUUUUGAGGCAUCUUUUGCUCAGCCUGCCUUACCGCAGGAUUAUAUUCACAAACGCAGACAGAGUCCACGCGGCCGAAUCACUGAGAAGGCUUGGCCUAGAAGACUGCUUUGAAGGAAUUAUAUGCUUUGAGAUUCUGAAUCCCACCCACAAGAGUGCUCCUUCUGAUGAUGAGGAUGACAUUGAGUUUGUGAGAUUAGACCACAACUCUGCUGAUCAUAACAAUUAUCCCACCACAACCACUGGUACCUCUGCUAUUUUUGACAUCAUUGGCCAUUUUGCUCAACCUAACCCCGUCUCGGCAUUGCCAAAGACACCGAUCGUGUGCAAACCGUCGGAGUCUGCCAUCGAACGCGCUCUCAAGAUCGCCAAAGUCAAUCCUCAGAGAACAUUGUUUUUUGACGAUAGCGUCCGUAACAUCCAAGCCGGGAAACGAGUAGGCCUCUACACAGUGCUGGUUGGCACUUCACAAAGAAUCAAAGGUGCUGAUUAUGCAUUGGAGAGCAUCCACAACAUAAGGGAAGCACUGCCAGAGCUUUGGAAUGUUGAGAAUAAAUCAGAAGUGGGUUACUCUGGCAAGGUUGCUGUGGAGAUCACAUCAGUCACUGCUUAGAUCAGACUAGAUCUUUGCCACCACCAAUAAAAAAAAAAAAAAAAAAUCUUAAUGUUUCCGAAUUUAAAAAAAAAAGAAAAAAAAAUUAUCAAUUAUGUCACUGUGCAGAUGUAAGUUGAUGUUUUUGUAUUGGUCCUAUUAGUAAAUCUAUAAUAAAAACAAAAUAUAAAAAAUAAAAAAAAGGAUCUUCUUUAGUGUUUUUUUUUUGUUUUGUUUUUUGGAAUGCCAACCAUUUCCCUGCUUCUGGGGUGCUUUA
Messenger RNA from Morus notabilis, 1332 nucleotides. RefSeq lists its product as uncharacterized. The transcript is spliced from 9 exons. Lineage: Eukaryota; Viridiplantae; Streptophyta; Magnoliopsida; Rosales; Moraceae. The record is from RefSeq and is a predicted model, not a curated record. Bases 156 to 1076 code for a protein of 306 amino acids.